Gigantopelta aegis is the source of this 651-nucleotide messenger RNA. Its product is annotated as myb/SANT-like DNA-binding domain-containing protein 4. Lineage: Eukaryota; Metazoa; Mollusca; Gastropoda; Neomphalida; Peltospiridae. Bases 1 to 651 code for a protein of 216 amino acids. The record is from RefSeq and is a predicted model, not a curated record. The transcript is spliced from 2 exons. Gene Ontology annotation, cellular component: nucleus.
AUGGCUGAUGAAUUUUGUUUGCAAAAUUUUCCAAUACGUCUACUUUGCAAAAAAAGAAAAAAAGCGUGGGAAAACGUUGCUAAAGUAAUAAAUGCAAACAGACAUGGAGUAAUUAGAACAGCGGAUGCAGUGAAGAAAAGGUGGCAAGAUUUGAGAUCUGCAGUAAAAAGCAAAGAAGCUAAAAGGCCCAGAGAACUGACGAAAACAGGAGGGGGUAAAGGUGAAAUAAUAACAUUGGAUCCGAUCGAAGAACGUGUUCUAGAGUUGGUGGGAAACUGUGCCAUUGAAGGUAUAAAUGGAGUAGUAGAUAGUGGUGAAAAACCAACGGAAGAGAAAACACCAGUCGAAGUAAAUGUGAUUGUAACGUCUCCCAUUCAUACCGUCGAUGAAAUAGCUGAAGAAAUACAAGAAUGUCCAAAAGAAGACAACAUUGUCAGUGAAGAUCCCAACCACGACACCCCUUCUCGAAUACCACUGCACAGCCAUCGCGUGAAACAGUCUUGUGAAUUCAUAGGUCCGGACCUUGAAUUAAUAAAUAUAGAAAGAGAAAGACUUGAGAUAGAAAAACAACGACUAGACAUAGAGAAGCAGCGCCUAGAGGUCGAGAAACAAAGAUUACAACUGGAAAUGGAACGAUCACGAAUAGUUUGA